Messenger RNA from Pteronotus mesoamericanus, 1791 nucleotides. RefSeq names its product MKS transition zone complex subunit 1 (gene MKS1). The transcript has 18 exons. Bases 19 to 1698 code for a protein of 559 amino acids. Lineage: Eukaryota; Metazoa; Chordata; Mammalia; Chiroptera; Mormoopidae. Gene Ontology annotation, cellular component: MKS complex. Gene Ontology annotation, biological process: cilium assembly. The record is from RefSeq and is a predicted model, not a curated record.
UGGCGCGUUGCAGCUGUCAUGGCGGAGACCGUCUGGAAUACUGACACCGGGGAGGCUGUGUAUCGCUCCCGGGACCCCGUGCGCAACUUGCGUCUCCGAGUCCACUUGCAAAGAAUCACAUCAAGCAACUUCCUCCAUUACCAGCCUGCUGCCCAGCGCGGGAAGGACCUCAUAGAUUUGGCCACUUUUAGCCCUCACCCGUCUGCCAGUGGACACCGCCCAGAUGAAGAUGAAGAGGAGGAGGUCUUGAUUGGAUGGCAGGAGAAACUCUUUAGCCAGUUUGAAGUAGAUCUGUACCAAAAUGAAGCCGCCUGUCAGAGCCCUUUAGAUCAUCAGUACCGUCAAGAGAUCCUAAAGCUGGAGGAUUCAGGUAGAAGGAAGAACCGACGAAUCUUUACGUACACUGACUCUGAUAGAUACACCAACUUGGAGGAGCACUGUCAGAAAAUGACCACCGCAACCAGGGAGAUGCCAUCAUUCUUGGUCGAGCGAAUGGCAAAUGUCAGGCGGCGACGGCAGGACAGGCGAGGGAUGGAGGGCGGCAUCCUCAGGUCACGCAUUGUCACCUGGGAACCCUCAGAAGAAUUCAUCAGGAACAACCAUGUCAUCAACACUCCUCUGCAGACAAUGUACAUCAUGGCAGACCUGGGGCCCUAUGGAAAGCUUGGCUAUAAGAAUUAUGAACAUGUCCUCUGUACGCUGAAAGUGGACAGCAAUGGUGUGAUCACAGUGAAGCCUGACUUCACUGGGCUCAAAGGACCCUACAGAAUUGAGACCGAGGGAGAGAAGCAGGAGCUGUGGAAGUAUACCAUCGACAACGUGUCCUCCCUCGCGCAGCCAGAGGAGGAGGAGCGGGAACAGCGUGUGUUCAAGGAUCUCUACGGCCGGCACAAGGAGUAUCUCAGCAGCCUCGUGGGCACUGACUUCGAGACGACGGACCCCGGUGCCUUCCGGCUCUUUGUAAAUGGAGAGGUAGUUUCAGCCCAAGGCUACGAGUAUGACAACCUCUACGUCCACUUCUUUGUGGAAUUACCAACUGCUAACUGGUCAAGCCCAGAGUUCCAGCAGCUCUCAGGAGUAACACAGACCUGUGCCACCAAGUCCCUGGGGAUGGACAAGGUGGCCUACUUCUCCUAUCCAUUCACAUUUGAGGCCUCCUUCCUCCAUGAGGACGAGUCAGCCGAGGCUCUCCCGGAGUGGCCCGUGCUCUACUGCGAGGUCCUCUCCCUCGACUUCUGGCAGAGGUACCGCGUGGAAGGCUACGGGGCCGUGGUGCUGCCUGCCACUCCAGGCUUGCACACGCUGGUGGUCUCCACGUGGAGACCCAGGGAGCUUGGCACAGCAGCCGAGCUGAGGCGGUUUUUCAUCGGUGGCUCCCUGGAACUGGAGGACCUCUCCUACGUGCGGAUACCAGGAACCUUCAAGGGGGAGCGCCUGAGCCGCUUUGGGCUCCGUACAGAGACCACAGGUAGUGUCACCUUCCGCUUGCACUGUCUGCAGCAGUCCAGGGCCUUCCUGGAGUCACGUUCUCUCCGGAAAAGGAUGCGGAGUGUGUUGGACCGUCUGGAAGGGUUUAGCCAGCAGAGUUCCGUUCACAAUGUGCUAGAGGCUUUCCGUCGUGCCCGGCGCCGCAUGCAGGAGGCCCGAGAAAGCCUUCCCCAGGACCUAGUUAGCCCCUCGGGAGCUCUGGUCUCCUAGCCUGCUGCAGCUCUGUUCCUCUGUGCAAGAGGAUACGACGGGUGGCAGCCAAGGCCAGUAUUCUCCCACCGCCUCAUCCUUCUCAUUAGAGAC